This is a messenger RNA of Trifolium pratense (red clover), 2113 nucleotides long. RefSeq names its product sodium/hydrogen exchanger 4. The transcript is spliced from 14 exons. Gene Ontology annotation, biological process: regulation of pH; sodium ion transport; proton transmembrane transport. Gene Ontology annotation, molecular function: sodium:proton antiporter activity. Gene Ontology annotation, cellular component: membrane. The record is from RefSeq and is a predicted model, not a curated record. Lineage: Eukaryota; Viridiplantae; Streptophyta; Magnoliopsida; Fabales; Fabaceae. Bases 75 to 1676 code for a protein of 533 amino acids.
CUGUUGUUACUAUAAAAGGUAGUGUGAGUGAAUAACUUUUAGAAAACCUACAAAAACAAAGAACAAAAUAUAUAAUGGGCAUCAUGAGUGUGAUCGUUGCACUCAAACAUUUGGUACCCGAUGAGGAAAGAAACGCUGUUCGUGAUCAUGCACUAGUUGUCCCUUUGACACUUUUUGUUGCUGUUCUUUGUCUUUGUUUGUUAAUUGGUCACUUGCUUGAAGAAAAUCGAUGGGUUAACGAAUCUAUUGUUGCCAUUUUUGUUGGGUGCAUUGCUGGAGCGAUAAUUUUGUUAAUCAGUAAGGGAAAAAGUUCUCACAUCCUUACAUUUGAUGAAGAAUUAUUCUUCAUAUAUCUUCUUCCUCCCAUAAUAUUCAAUGCAGGAUUUCAGGUGAAGAAGAAACGGUUCUUCCAUAACUUUUUCACAAUCAUGUUGUUCGGUGUCAUUGGUGUUUUUAUUUCAGCAUCUAUUAUUACAUGCGGCAGCUGGUGGCUCUUCCCCAAGUUGAACUUCCUUGACCUCACCGUGCGAGAUUAUCUUGCUUUAGGAACAAUAUUCUCCUCAACGGACACAGUUUGUACGCUACAGGUUCUCUCUCAAGAUGAUACUCCUUUACUAUACAGCCUAGUAUUUGGGGAAGGAGUGGUAAAUGAUGCAACAUCGGUCGUACUCUUCAAUGCAGUGCAAAAGAUUGAUGUUUCGAAACUUGACAGCCGGACAUUGCGUGUUGUUGGUGAUUUCUUGUAUCUAUUCUCAACAAGUACUGCUCUUGGAGUUGUAGCUGGACUUAUCACAGCAUAUAUCUUAAAAGCCUUAAGCUUUGGAAGACAUUCAAGUGUUCGUGAAAUCUCGAUGAUGAUGUUAAUGGCAUACCUAUCCUACAUGUUGGCAGAGCUAUUUGAGCUAAGUGGAAUCCUCACUGUUUUCUUUUGUGGAAUAUCAAUGUCACAUUAUGCAUGGCAUAAUGUGACUGAAAUUUCAAGAAUCACAACCAGGCAUGUGUUUGCAACAAUGUCGUUUAUUGCGGAAACUUUCAUAUUUCUUUAUGUCGGUAUGGAUGCCCUUGACAUGUCAAAGUGGAGGAUGACCAAAUUAGGAAUUGUAAAUUUGAUGGGAAUUUACAGCGGCUUAAUCUUUUUAAUAUUACUUGGAAGAGCUGCAUUUGUUUUCCCCCUCUCCGCACUUGCCAAUUAUAUGAAUAGGCGUUCUGAAGAAACACCGAGUAUCACAUUCAAACACCAGAUAAUUAUUUGGUGGGCGGGGCUAAUGAGGGGAGCAGUUUCAAUUGCUUUGGCUUUCAAACAGUUCACGUACUCGGGAGUUACUUCUGAUCCAAUUAAUGCGACAAUGAUCACCAACACCAUUAUUGUUGUCCUUUUCACCACACUGGUGUUUGGUUGUCUAACAAAACCACUUAUUCGAUAUCUACUUCCACACCAUGCAACAAGGGCAACCACCAGCCAUGAAGAAGAAACAACGGAACCUGUUGAGGACAUGAAUCUACCUUUGUUAUCCUUUGAGGAAUCGGCAGCAACUAACAUUAGCCGCGCAAAGGAAAGUCUAUCCAUGUUAAUAGAAAGUCCCGUGUACACCAUACAUUACUAUUGGAGAAAGUUUGAUGAUGCCUACAUGAGACCAAUAUUUGGAGGACCGCGUGCUAACAAUUCAGACUGCUAGAAAAGAAGCAAUAUAACAAAUCAUCAAUAUCUAAGAGAUGCACUUGAAAGUUGAAAACAAAUGAUGAUCUGACCCUGUCCAGUUUUGAAGGUUAAUUAACUUCUUUGCGCAUUCAAUGCCACUGUUUAGGAAUACACUAACAUCAAUCUUUAUAUUGAAAAAAGUUUGGUUGAUCAAUGCUAGUCGUAUCCGGUUAAUUUCAUGAGACAGAAAGUGGUCUGGUUUUUUGCAUAGUUUCUUAUUUUGGAAUUUAGCCUUUUUAUUGUAGCUAGAUGUUACUCAAGGCAACAUUUUGAAAAUUCUAUGUUGCCUUGAAAUGGAUUUGUAAAUUUUUUAGUCUUAAUCCAUUUAUUUCUGUGUUUUGAAUUCUUAACAACAGAAACAUGCAUUUUUAAUAUUUUACUAUAUUUAUAUAUGGAUUUUAUCCAUAUACACCA